Molecule: messenger RNA, 3201 nt
Organism: Giardia duodenalis
Lineage: Eukaryota; Fornicata; Diplomonadida; Hexamitidae
Product: Ankyrin repeat protein 1
Exons: 1
Coding region: 1-3201 (1066 amino acids)
Molecular function (GO): protein binding
Source: RefSeq, a predicted model, not a curated record
AUGCAUGAAUUUUGUCUCGAAGCUACCCAUAAAGUUUUGAGAUACACUUCCGAUGAGGAGGAGGAUCUUCUUCGGGGCGUGUUUGCCAUCAGGAAAGUCGAUGAGGUGCUAGUGAUGCUGCGAAUUUUGGAUUUCAGACAGCUUCCUCAGACCAGACGAACUGUUAUGACAGCUAGAGUCAAGGCCAAUCUGCGCUACCCAAGUCGGUAUCUUACACAGAUAUACUCUCUUCAGGAAGCUCCAGACAAAUCCAGGAUCCUGAUAGAGCUGUAUCUGUCUACAAACAAAACGUUUGAAUGCUUGCUAGUUGAGGAUGUAAUUUCUGUUGAGAGGGCUGUGAGGUUGAUUUCUGACUUAGUGCAUGGUACAGUUGAACUUCUAGACUAUUAUUUACAACGCAACGUUACCGUUACCCAGGAUCUUCUCUGUAAUGCAAUCUUAUUGCCCAGUACAUUGUUUAUUUUGCAUGAUGAUACCAUACUUUUCCCGAAUCCAUGCAUAGCUACACUCGAUGCCGACUUGGGGUUUUCUAAUAGGUUGCUUGAGCAAGAGCAAUGGAAAAGAUAUGCACCACCAGAAAUACAUUUUUUGCUGUUAGACCGUGGCACAGAGCUAUCUAUCGACACUCUGGAGAAAGUCCUUACAUGGUCUGUUGGUAUGUUAGUGUCGGACCUUUAUUCUCUCGUAGAGGGAUCAGACGGUAUAGCUGACGCAAUGGUCGAUACCGUGUUCCCUGACCGAUGCGCUAUGCAUUGUGAUGUUCUUUGUCUUGUUCGAAAGAUACUCUGCGCUUGCCUAGUAGAAGAUCCUGCAUCGCGGGCUGACUGUCAGACGCUUGCGAUGAGUCUGGAAGCUGUCCAAAAUAUCCCGCAAGUUGUCUCCAUUAUUAAUGCUUCAGAGCAUUCAGUAGUUUCUAUGAAUACUAGUCUGAUUUCGGAUGAAGACAACUUUCUCAUUCUUCCCAAUGAAUACUUAUGCGUAGAAAGGCCGAGAGAGGAUCAUUUAGUUACUGCUAUCCAUGGUACACCAGGUUUUCAUGAUAUUUUUGAUGCUGAUGAUUACGCUGGCAGCAUUUCAAGUGAUUAUUGGCAACUGGAAGAUGAAGUGGCAGUACGACGGCAUUCAAUAUCUUGCUAUAAAAACGCACCUAAUGAAUCUGACUAUUUUAACGAAGUCGAUAUAAACGAUAAGCGGUCACGAUCUAAGUCAGACGCUUGGUCUCACAACUUAGCCGAUAGCGCAUUCCGCCGGUACAUAGAGGCUGCUACCGUAGGACGUACCGAUUUAGUAGCUAUCUAUAUCGGUAGGUGCUCCAGACAACAAGAUAUAGACGGUGGUACUGCUCUAAUGGCAGCCACGAAAGGGGGAAAACAUGAAUGUGUCUCUCUAUUGGCACAGUGUGAAGCUGGCUUGCAAGAUGUUCACGGACUAUCGGCGCUAAUGUAUGCCGUGCUUCGAAGUGAUGCUACAUCUGUCCAACUUCUUUGUACGGCCGAGUGUGGUCUGGUGGAUGACAGAGGGAUGACAGCUCUUAUGCAUGCGGUCGAGCAAGAUUGCUAUCAAGUGAUUCAUCUGCUUAUAGAAGAAGUUGCUAUGAUAAACACUAAUCAUAUGAGCGCCUAUGAUAUUGCCGUGAAGCUGGGGCACAACAGAUGCACCAUGAUAUUAGAACCAUAUGCACUGCAGCUCAGAGUACACCGUGUUGCACGCGUUAAUAGCUAUGGAUACACAGCUUUAAUGUUUGCCGCUAUACAAAAUGACGUUGCAACAGUGUGUCAGCUUGCUUCAGAAGAAGGAGGAGUAGUGGCAGAGGAUGGUAGCACAGCUCUUUAUGCUGCUAUUCUGCAUAACAACUACCUUUGUAUACCACCUCUUCUACGGUAUGAACGAUCUAUAACGACACCUGAUGGAUCCACGCCGCUAGAGUUAGCAGAGAAGCUUAACCGCUAUGAGUGCGCCCGUCUCUUGCGGAGCCCGGUUGUAAAAGGGUAUCUUCCGAUUGAUACUGAGUCCUGUUUGAUGAAGGAGGCAAGACACGGAGAUCCAGAGCUUUUAAGAGCUCACUUGAAUGAGGUUCUUUUAAUGUCUGCUAGAGGUGAAACUGCCCUUAUGAUAGCCGCAGGUGCGGGAAGCUACAGGUGCGUAAAGGACCUAUUGCAGUAUGAGCAAGGGAUGGUAUCUCCAACUGGCUGGACUGCUCUGAUGUACGCGUCCAUGAAUGGACAUUUAGACUGCGUUAGCUUGCUAUGCGCCACUGAGGCGAGAAUUACUAAUACUCUCGGUCAAUUAGCAUAUGAUAUUGCAGUGGAAAAAGGCCACAAGGCGUGUGCACGGUUUCUUUCUAAAUAUGAAGAGCAUUUAACUGUUGCGUAUCGGGUUGACGAACUUUUAGCUUUAGACCGUAUAGGCGAUGCGGUGAGACUACUCAAGCAGCCAUUUGUGCUAUCUGCAGCUCUUGUCAAAUGUAUUUGGAGCGUACACGGGGGAGAAUUUAUGGUAUUGUGGGGGGCUCUUCGAGCAAACGUGGACCUGACUAUACUGGCCAAAUAUAUCACUUUAGAAAUGAGUGUUGACCUCAAUGAUCCAGAGCUAACCGACCUUGUAUUGAAAAGGAAAGCAGAGUAUCAAUUGGUCAGUGCAGGACAGAACAACUUAGAAAGUUUAUUACAUAAAGCUCUCUGUUCACAGAAAUUUCUUGUUAUUCCAGUUAUCUGUGAGCAUGCAAUGACUAAGCGUAAGCGCAUCUUUGUACAAAAGAGGGUUGGAAAAGCAGUCACCAGGAAAACAAGACUAAUGAUAGCAGCAGAGAUUGGGGACCUUUCUGAAGUAGAGCAGAAUCUUCAAUACUUGUGUUUUCAAUGUAAGGGUCUUUGCACUUUCCAAAGGAAGGAAGAGCGUCAUUCUUUAGAGACUCAUAAUAAGACAGUCAGUAGCGUUACGGCUUUAAUGCUUGCUGCUGCAAAUGGACACAGGAACUGUGUUCCUGCUCUCCUUCCCGAACUAGGGCUACGGGACCAGGCAUCUGGCACAACAGCUCUGAUCCUUGCCCUUUGGUACGAAGAUACUACUAUUGUCCGCCUACUUCUUCCUGAGGCCAAUAUUGCUGAUAACAGUGGUAUGACUCCUUUAAUGCAUGCUUCUAAGAAAGAUAACAAAAAAUGUGCGCAAUUACUUAAAUCAUAUUUGAAAGCAAAAGGAUAA